Messenger RNA from Vanrija pseudolonga, 2302 nucleotides. RefSeq names its product Sporulation protein RMD8 (gene RMD8). Bases 51 to 2159 code for a protein of 702 amino acids. The transcript is spliced from 6 exons. NCBI's taxonomy places the organism in Eukaryota, Fungi, Basidiomycota, Tremellomycetes, Trichosporonales, Trichosporonaceae. The record is from RefSeq and is a predicted model, not a curated record.
CUUCCUCGUCUUCCUCACCUUCCUUCCUCAUCCCCCCCUCACCACCAAUAAUGUCGAGGCCAAAUCAAGGCCAGUCUCGCCCUCUCGGCGCUACAAAACCAAAAUCCACGGCACUCUCAAAUGCCGUGCCAUCAAACGCAGCAAGACGCAGCGCCGGCACUGUCCCAGGUCUGGCCCGCGCAGCAUCAACUCUGCGCCAGCUCGGCUCGUCGCCGGGCCAGCACAGCUCAUCGCUCGCGUCCAUCCCGGCGCACCUCCGCAACCUCUCGGCGCCAAAGAUACCCUCACCGCUCGGCAAGGGCACGCCCGCACGCAACAUCAAGCUCAGCCUUCCGGCGCGUACUUCAAAGACGACGGAGAAGCACGUUUUCCUCCCCGAAGACCCGCAACUUGCGCCCCUGCCCCGUACCGCAAGUGAUAUCAACCUUGCACUUGCACGCUCGGGAAGACCUCGCAGUUACUCUGCUGGCUCUGGCGGCCCGCCGUCGUCGAGCCACCGCGCAUCGCAGAGCUACACUACGCCCCUUGGCCAGGACGAACGCUCCGACGCGGAGAAGAUGACAAAACGAGAGCGCGAGGAGAACAGCCUGCCCCGCUUGACGGCUUACAGCACUGCCGAUGGCUACCGUCUUCGCUUGCUGCAGGCUUUCUUGAAGCGCGAGCAUGGUGUUGGCGUCGUGCGCGUGUUUGAUGACUGCAUCUACGCUGUGUACAACCUUCCUUUGCUUCCUGGCUACGGCGCGACAACUCGGAUUCGUUCAUCGCCUGCUGUCAAGUCCCCGGGCGGCGUGUCGCUGCUUGAGCGCAUGACGCAGGCCGAGGAUCUGGGCUACAACGACGAGUACUUCCCCGUCCAAGAUGAGGACGCGGCCGAUGGAGAAGACUACCGCGCCCCGCACGACCCUUCGGAGUACAUUCUGAGCUCGUCUCCACCUAACCAGUCUCAAAUCCUGGAGCCGGGAAUGGAGGACACGCUCGAGAGGGCUGAAGAGCACGUGAAUAACGAGGACCACCCGAACCACCCGGAGGAUCACGACGGCCCGAUCAUUGUCGACCACGGUGAUGGUCCUCACUUUGACCGCGAGGGCCCUCAGCUGCUCGAACAGCAAGAAGAAUUGGAGGAGGAGCAUCGCGAGCGGGAGGAAGAGAGCGAGCGCCGCCUUCUCCAUAGCGAGUCAGAGCCGCAUCACACUCGCCACGUCCACGUGCCCGGUACGCACAUGUCAAGCACCCACCCCGGCUACCUGGAACACGUGCCCUCAUCGGCGCUGACACCGUCAGAACUGGAGGACCCGCCUGCUGGCCAUGUGGACUAUGCUCCGCAGCAGGCGGUUUCGCGUUCGCAGCGGAAGCGAUACCCCUCACCCCCGAGACGCAGACGCAAGUCGUACUCGUCGCAGAAUGUCGCCGAGGCCGUGUUCUUCAGCUACGGUGUGAGCGUCUUCUUUGGCUUCACGGCCGGCGAGGAGCGGACCAUCAUGUCGGACUGCGAGGCCGCGGGAGCGUGGCAGCAUGGUCUGGCCGAGGACGACUGGGAGGUGGAGGAGUUUCACUUCGUCUACGACCGCGAUGCCGAGUCUCCGCGCAUCUACAACGACAUGUUUACCUUCAAAUCUCGCUCGCACCUGUUCAAGCUGUCGCUCGCGCAUGCCAUCGCCCAGUCGACCAAGCUGUCGGUGUACGAGUCGGUGAUGCAGGAGUCUCUGGCCCUCACAUCUUCGUUCCCGAAGGAGCUGGCUGUGACGGGCCACCUGCAGAUGAACCGCAUCGACGCGUUGAAGAUGACUGGGAGACUGUUCCGUCUGCGCAUGGACGUCAACUUGAUUGGCGGUAUUCUGGACACUCCCGAGCUUUUCUGGUCCGAGGCAUCCCUCUACCCGCUGUACGAGGCGAUUAACCAGUACCUUGAGAUUGGCCCGCGCGUGCAGGUGCUCAACGACAGGCUGAGUGUUGUCGGCGACUUGCUCGAAAUCAUCCACGAGUACAUUGACCAGCGCGCCGUGCACCGAAUCACCUGGAUCAUCAUCUGGCUGAUUCUGAUCGCGUGUAUUGUGCAAGUCGGCGAGGUUGUGGCACGGUUGGUCUUCCACGGCAUUGAGGCGAGCGCGGUCAAGUCGUUGUUCGUGGUGCGCGGUGUGCGUGCGGCGCUGGGCAAGUAGGCCGAGGUACGCGGAGCGGAACGUAGGCCGAGCCCGUAGUGCGCGACACUGGCGUGUGGCUGGCACAAGGCUUACGACUAGGGCGUGUGGCCCUGCUGCUCUAUUCUAGACAUUCAUGUUGUAUGCAGUUUCGGUGAUUGCAG